Messenger RNA from Ylistrum balloti, 932 nucleotides. Its product is annotated as sulfotransferase 1C2-like. Gene Ontology annotation, molecular function: sulfotransferase activity. The record is from RefSeq and is a predicted model, not a curated record. Gene Ontology annotation, biological process: sulfation. Bases 1 to 909 code for a protein of 302 amino acids. Gene Ontology annotation, cellular component: cytoplasm. Lineage: Eukaryota; Metazoa; Mollusca; Bivalvia; Pectinida; Pectinidae. The transcript has 6 exons.
AUGGCUGAUAUUGCCCUAUACAUGACUGAUGCGUCUUGUCCUAUGCCAGAAUAUGAUGGAUAUCUGUUGCCUAAGUUUGCACCACUGUUACCAAGUGCUGAUACACAAAUGACAUCUAUUCGGGAGUUCGAAUCCAGAGAUAAUGAUAUUUUGAUUUGCAGUUAUCCAAAGACAGGUUCAAAUUGGGUCUAUGAAAUCGUGUCGAUGCUGCUACAAGGCCACUCAGCGUAUAUAAAGAAUUUCAAAGCGGUCGGUAUGUUGGAAGGCUUAGAACUAGGGUCCUUGGCUGACUGUGUGUCACCACGUGUAUUAAGUUCUCACGUGCCGUUCCGCCAUCUACCAGAACAACACUUGACCAAGGGAUGUAAGAUAGUUCACGUCCUCCGGAAUCCUAAAGACACCAUGGUCUCAUCCUACAACCAUUGUAAAAACGACCCACGUGCCAGUCACACUUCGGAAGACUUCCCGGGAACCUGGGACAACUUCCUCAAGGACCAGAUGGAAAACAAGCAUAAUAUCUAUGAUGGUUUCUUCAAGUAUGAGAAGGAGUGGGAGACAGCCAAACGUACCAAAGCGGUAACCAGUGUACAUACACUGUUCUAUGAAGAUCUUCACAAGGAUCCAGUGAGAGAAAUAACACGAUUGGCGAGGUACCUAGAGGUAGCUGCAGACAAGGGACUUGUUCAAGAUGUAGCCGAUAAAUGCUCCUUUCAAAAGCUUCAAAACGCGGCAGUUACUAUAAAAACCGGCGGAGCUAAGAUUGUCGUGAAUGGAAACAAUUUACUGUUUAGAAAAGGAAUGGUCGGAGACUGGAAACAUUGGUUUACGGUUAAACAGAAUGAACAAUUCAACGAACUUGUGGAUAGAGAGCUGAAGGGAUCAACUCUCAAUUUUACCUACGAACAGUGACAGGAACAGUGACAGGAACAGUG